AAUAAGUCUUCUAUUACUAAGUAAAAUUCAAACUUUUUACAAUUAUACAUCGUUAUUGCUAAGAGUUUAUAUCCUUCAACCUUCAGUUAAAUUCUUAAAAUUUUACGAGAAUAGAAAUCGUAUACACUAUACAAUAGUAUUGAUCAUGAAGAUAAUCUGUAAAAAUCGAACUGAUGGAAAUAGAGCGUACAGAGGAUAAAGAAAACCUCGAAUUGUUUGAUUUGGAUUGCAAGACACCUAAACCCUGUCAGACAAAAAUACCUAAGAUUCGGGCUCCAAGGCGUGUAUUUUUUAGAUUUAAGAAAACAGAUUUGGAAGAACAACUGGAUUACAUAGAAAAGUGUGUCCUACAGCCACACAUCCCGAAGUCGUACACGUGGUUGUCGACUAUAACGAUGCCGGCCGUUUUAAAGCAUACUUUAACUGACAGCUAUCAACAGUACCAGCGUGCGACCGUGGAGUUAACAACGAUCAAAUCACAUUCACAAUUGGGCAAAUUGGGUAAGAAAAGUUUGAAUCAAUCGAGUCAGAACGUGGACCGCGGAAAAGUACAAUGUCUUCUGCGAUAAACCAAACUGCUUUGGAAA
This is a messenger RNA of Adelges cooleyi (spruce gall adelgid), 587 nucleotides long. RefSeq lists its product as uncharacterized. The transcript has 4 exons. NCBI's taxonomy places the organism in Eukaryota, Metazoa, Arthropoda, Insecta, Hemiptera, Adelgidae. The record is from RefSeq and is a predicted model, not a curated record. Bases 174 to 569 code for a protein of 131 amino acids.